Messenger RNA from Papaver somniferum (opium poppy), 2461 nucleotides. Its product is annotated as protein FAR-RED IMPAIRED RESPONSE 1-like. The transcript has 2 exons. Gene Ontology annotation, biological process: regulation of DNA-templated transcription. Bases 313 to 2259 code for a protein of 648 amino acids. Gene Ontology annotation, molecular function: zinc ion binding. The record is from RefSeq and is a predicted model, not a curated record. Lineage: Eukaryota; Viridiplantae; Streptophyta; Magnoliopsida; Ranunculales; Papaveraceae.
CUUUUUUUUUGGUAGAACCCGCAGGAAUCCCUUGUCUUGUGCAUAACUCAUUUCUUUCUUCUUCUUCUCCAGCGAGAGAAAUAUAUACAACCGAAACGCUUGUAAAUUGUUGGGUAUAUAAAUGAAUCAUGUAAAUUGAGAAGUAAUACUAAUUCUUCUAAAAACUGUUAAUUCAAGAAGAAGAAGAAGAGAUAAUGUCUGAUAUUGACAAAUCCUACUCCUAGCUUCUUCUAACAACCCAGGCUUACUACAGACUGUUUGGUUUUUCCAGGGUGGGAAAUUUCUUUCCGAAUCACAUUGCUUAAUAAAGAGAUGGAGGGGGUGUCUGUUUCUUCAGCUAAUGAUGUGACAAUAGCGGCAGUUUUUGCUGAUAAAGCUGUCACCAAGGAAACAAGGGUGGAAUCUGGUGAAUUGCAUGGAAAUGCAGAGAGUGAGCCGAAAAUUGGGUUGACGUUUGAUGGGAUAGAAGAAAUGUUUGAAUGCUAUAAGAAUUAUGGAAAACGUAUGGGAUUUUCAGUGAAGAAGAAAUCAAACAGGAAGAAUGUAGAAGGGAAUCUUAGAAGUGUGACAUUUUGCUGUGCUCGAGAAGGGACUCCUAAAACUACAGCUCGAAACCCCUUGAGACCCCAUGUGAGCAUGCGGAGUGGGUGCAAGGCUAGAUUAUCAGCAAGGUUAAAUAUGGUUGGAGGAUGGGAGAUUUCUGUACUCGCUCUUGAGCAUAAUCAUGAGUUAAACCCUAACAUAUCUCGGUUCGUGCAAUACCAUAGGAAACCCAAACGCAAGGAUAGAGGAGGGGACAAGAUUUCUACUUCAUCUGUGAAUGAGGCUGGUGGAAACGAAAAGGACAGUGGAAAUAUGAUUGAGCAAUUAAGACGUCUACAACUCUUCAAAGGAGAUGCACAAGCACUUAUGACAUUUUUUUCAAAGAUGGUUGCAGAAAACACAGGUUUCUACUUUGAUGUAGAAUUAAACCAUGAAGAUCGUCCGAAAAAUGUAUUUUGGGCAGAUGGUAGAAGUCGAGAAGUCUACAAGGAGUUUGGUGAAGUUGUAAUGUUUGACACCACAUGUUUAGCAAACAAGUAUGACUUACCAUUCAUAUCCUUUGUCGGGGUGAAUCACCAUGGUCAGUCACUCUUACUUGGGUGUGGAUUGAUUUCAAAUGAAGAUGCACAAACUUUUGUUUGGAUAUUUAGUAAGUGGCUUCAAUGCAUGUCUGGGUGUGCUCCUCAAGGAAUAGUAACUGACCAAGACAGUGCAAUGCAGAAUGCGAUUGAGAUAGUUUUUCCUCAAACAAAGCACAGGUGGUGUCUGUGGCAUGUAAUGAAGAAGCUUCUUGACAAGUUAGGCAAGUUCGCAGAGCAUCAAGCUAUUUCUGUUGCUUUGAAAGAUGCAGUCUUUGAUACACAAAGCCAGGAUGAUUUUGAACAACGUUGGAAUGAGGUGGUGGGCAAGUACGGAUUGGAAGAGUGCAACUGGCUGAGUGAAUUAUACAACCAGAGGCAUCUCUGGGUACCGCGUUUUGUAAAAAACACAUUUUGGGCAGGGAUGUCCACCGCUCAGCAAAAUGAAAGCAUGAAGCCAUUCUUUGAUGGAUGCAUCCAGUCAAAGACAACCUUGAAGGAAUUGGUAGAACAGUAUGAAUCUGCACUAAGGAAGAAGGUGGUAAAAGAGAUGAAGGAUGACGCCGAGUCAUUUUCGAAAUUGAUACCCACUGUGACUUCAUAUCCAAUAGAGAAGCAAGUUCAAGGAGUUUACACCAUUUCAAAAUUUAAGGAGUUUCAAGUUGAAGUGAUCGGGAAGAUGUAUUGUGAUUUUUUGCAGAUUGAGGAGGGGCCCAUGGUUAAGAGAUAUGUCAUACGGGAGGAUGUGUGGCUAGAGGAUUUUAAUAAACGGAUGACCUUUACCGUUUCAUUUGAUGAACGUGAUUGUGCUGUUCACUGCAGUUGUCAAAUGUUUGAGUUUCAAGGCAUACUUUGUAGGCAUGCAGUUAAUGUACUAAUCCAUAAUGAUGUACGGUUGCUUCCAGAUAAGUACAUCCUAAGGAGAUGGAGAAAGGAUGUGAAGAGAUCCUACUCAAAAGUUAAAGUGAGUUAUAAUUGUUUGGAGAAUGACAUUGAAAGUGUGCGUCGUAAUGAGCUUUCCUCAAACUUUAGCAAGAUUGCGGAGUGGGGAACAGCGAAUGAUGAACAGUAUAGUCAUAUUAAACAGUGGUUAGCUUAUCUAGAGAAUGAACUUAAACUUGGUGGUGGGAGUACGUGAGUGUGUUAAAUGGAGCCAAUCAAACAAUGGCUGAUUUUUUUUUUUUUGUAAUUGAAAGAAACUUUUGAUAUAAGAUCUACUGAACAGUUAAUUGUUACUAAGCUUAUUUUGCAUACAAGGGUAGCUCUGAUAGCAGUUGUUGUUACGGGGUGGUUUGUGUUUGUAUGCUAAUCCUGAAAUGUUGAAUGAUGUGAUUGCCUUU